GGCGUGUGCCGGUACGAUGGAAAAGUUUUUCCUGCCUCUUCUGAUGCUUGGCACCAUGGCGAAAGCUCAGCACUGCCCCGGCCGAUGCAUCUGCCAGAACAUCUCCCCGACGCUGACCAUGCUGUGUGCCAAGACGGGCCUCCUCUUUGUCCCGCCCACCAUCGACCGGCGGACGGUGGAGCUGCGCCUGACGGACAACUUCAUCACCGUCAUCCGCCGCAAGGACUUCUCCAACAUGACCAGCCUGGUGCACCUCACUCUCUCGCGCAACACCAUCAGCCAGAUCCUGCCCUACGCCUUCUCCGACCUGCGUGCCUUAAGGGCCUUGCACAUGAACAGCAACCGCCUGGCCGCCCUGAAGAACGAGCACUUCCGCGGGCUGGGCAACCUGCGCCACCUCAUCCUGGGCAACAACCAGAUCAGCCACAUUGAGCCUUCUGCCUUUGACGAGUUCCUCUCCACCGUGGAGGACCUGGACCUCUCCUACAACAACCUGGAGACGCUGCCCUGGGAGGCCAUUGGGCAGAUGGUGACCCUCAACACCUUGACGUUGGACCACAACCUCAUCGAGCACAUCGCCGAGGGAACCUUCUCCCAGCUGCAGAAGCUGGUCCGAUUGGACAUGACCUCCAACCGGCUGCAGAAGCUGCCCCCGGACAACCUCUUCUUGAGAGCCCAAGUGUUGUCCAACGUGCGUGGGACUCACCCGUCCACCUUGACCAUCAGCUUUGGAGGCAACCCUCUGCAUUGCAACUGCGAGCUCCUCUGGCUCCGUAGGCUGACCCGAGAGGACGACCUGGAGACGUGUGCUUCGCCGGAACACUUGAUGGACAAGUAUUUCUGGUCCAUCCCCGAGGAGGAGUUCAUCUGCGAGCCCCCGCUCAUCACCCGCCAAUACUCCUCCAAGGCGUUCAUCAUGGAAGGCCAAGGCGUCAGCCUCAAGUGCAAGGCGGUGGGCGACCCUGAGCCGUCCAUUCACUGGAUUGCCCCCGACGGCAAGCUGAUCCACAACACCACCCGCAUGACGGUCUUCGAGAACGGGACCCUGGAAGUUCUCAUCACCACCUUGAAGGACAACGGGGUCUUCACCUGCAUCGCCUCCAACGCUGCCGGCGAGGCCACAGCUCCCGUCGAGAUCUGCAUUGUCCCACUCCCCUUGCUGGUCAACAACACAGGCCACAUGAAGGAGCCCGACCCCGGCUCAUCGGACAUCACCACCUCUGCCAAAUCGGGCGCCAACGACACCAAGAACCACCUGGACAAGAGGAUCGUGGCGGCUGACCUGACAUCCACCUCGGUGGUAAUCCACUGGCCGUCUGAGCGGCACAUCCCUGGAAUCCGUAUGUACCAGAUCCAGUACAACAGCUCCCUGGAUGACUCUCUGGUUUACAGGAUGAUCCCCUCGUCCAGCAAGACCUUCCUGGUGAACGACUUGGCGGCCGGCCGGGACUACGACCUGUGCGUCCUGGCCGUCUACGACGACGGGGUGACGUCCCUGACGGCCACUCGGGUGGUGGGCUGCGUGCAAUUCAGCACCCCUCAGGAUGCCCCCCAGUGCCACUCGCUGCACACCCAGUUCCUGGGGGGCACCAUGAUCAUCAUCAUCGGGGGCAUCAUCGUGGCCUCCGUCCUGGUCUUCAUCAUCAUCCUCAUGAUCCGGUACAAAGUCUACAGCGGGCAGGAGGAGCACAAGAAAGCCAAAGUCAGCAACGUCUACUCGCAGACCAACGGGAGCCAGCCCCACGCCCAUGCCCCCGCCCUUCCCCGCUCGGCCUCCAAGGACAAAUACGAGACUCUCCAAGAAGUGGCCUCCAAGGAGCCUCCUCCGAGGGGGGACUCUGCUUCAGGAGAUGCCCCCAGCAGCCGCCAGGAUGUGGCCUUGACUGAGCUGGACAGCCGAGGUGGCUCCAAGAUGGCCACAAGCCUCCAGACGGUGGCCAUCUUGUCUUCUGACGAGGCGGAGGGCACCCUGAGGGGCUCGACGGUUUCCUUGUGCCUGGUCAAGGACGCCGGGUCGGGGCCGCCGUUGCGGGCCAAGACGGGCAGCGGUUUGGGGGGGUUCCCCCCGCGCGAGUUGUCCAGGACUCACCAUCACCGCCACUCCUUCGACGGGGACUACUCGCUGUUCCAGAGCCACAGCUACCCUCGGCGGGCACGGACAAAGCGGCACAUGUCCACCUCCCAGUUGAACUCAGAGGAGGACCCCCUGAGCCACAGGAGGGUCACCUUUAGCAGCACAGAAUGGAUGCUCGAAAGCACAGUCUGA
Zootoca vivipara (common lizard) is the source of this 2266-nucleotide messenger RNA. Its product is annotated as leucine-rich repeat and fibronectin type III domain-containing protein 1. Gene Ontology annotation, molecular function: protein binding. The record is from RefSeq and is a predicted model, not a curated record. NCBI's taxonomy places the organism in Eukaryota, Metazoa, Chordata, Lepidosauria, Squamata, Lacertidae.